Messenger RNA from Phytophthora sojae, 333 nucleotides. RefSeq lists its product as hypothetical. The transcript has 2 exons. Bases 1 to 333 code for a protein of 110 amino acids. Lineage: Eukaryota; Oomycota; Peronosporomycetes; Peronosporales; Peronosporaceae. The record is from RefSeq and is a predicted model, not a curated record.
AUGGUUGCCGAGCUCCUGCGUCUGAGGUUCCACGACGACCAGGUGAAGCGCCGGCUGGAGGCCGCCUACACCAAUGUAAAGAUGGCGUUGGCGUGGCAGCUAUUUGCCAACGUCAUUUCUCAAUCGCUGGGCAUGGUGAUCCAGCAAGAGCAGGUAAAAGUCUUCUCUAAGUACCGGAAGUUGAAGCGUAUGUAUCGAAAGGAACGGCGCGAGUUAACGCAAACAGGAAACAACCCUAGUCAACGAGAGAUUGAUGAAGAGCUCUGGGCCAUUUUGCAUGAUGCAUUUUCACCGCAUGAAGGCAUCAGCGGUGAGGUAUUGUUCGACUCGUAG